AUGGCCCAAGUGAAUGAGCUGGUGUAUCUCGAAGCUGUUGUGAAGGAGGCGAUGCGCCUAAAUCCUGCCGUUCCGUCCAAUAUCCGAGAAGCUCUUGAAGACGUUGUGCUGUGCGAUGGGACUGUCGUAAAGGCCGGCGAGGCUGUGAGCUGGUCUUCGUAUUCCAUGGGACGGAUGCCUCACGUGUGGGGUCCCGAUGCGAAGCAGUUUAAGCCGGAGCGGUGGAUUGACGCCACAACCGGAAAACUUAUGGCUGUGUCGCCCCUCAAGUUUCCCUUGUUCAACGCAGGCCCUCGCGUGUGUCUCGGAACGAAGCUCGCCAUGAUGGAGAUCAAAAUCACCACCGCUAGCGUACUCAGCAAGUACAAUCUGACCGCUGUUCCGGGACACCAAGUCACCUACAGACUCAGCUUGUCACUCGCUAUGAAAGACGGAUUCAAAGUCAACGUCAGGAAGGCCACCGCAGCGUCCUUCGACGGAGUUGCCUGA
Phytophthora sojae is the source of this 489-nucleotide messenger RNA. RefSeq lists its product as hypothetical. NCBI's taxonomy places the organism in Eukaryota, Oomycota, Peronosporomycetes, Peronosporales, Peronosporaceae. Gene Ontology annotation, molecular function: heme binding; iron ion binding; monooxygenase activity. Bases 1 to 489 code for a protein of 162 amino acids. The record is from RefSeq and is a predicted model, not a curated record. The transcript has a single exon.